AUGUCAUCUAGUUGCUUCUUCUACCUGUUCUUAGCAAUUAAAGCAAGUGCUGUUCAUGCCACUUCAAGAACUCAUGAUUUUGGAAGUGGUGUUAGAUGUCCUCUUGGCUAUUUCCCUUGUGGGAAUAUCACAAAAUGUUUGCCUCAGCUUCUCCACUGUAAUGGAAUAGAUGACUGUGGGAAUCAAGCAGAUGAAGACGACUGUGAUGAUAAUAGUGGAUGGUCACAGCAGGUGGAUGUGAUUUACAAUGAAAGGAUAUCCCGAGACGCCUCUGAGGUGAAAACUAAUGAGUGCUUGACUGGUUCUGUGCCAACACAAUGUUUGUGCCGUGGCUUAGAGCUCAACUGCGAUGAUGCAAGUUUGCACACUGUUCCGUUGGUCUCUUCAAAUAUAACUAUGAUGUCGCUACAAGGGAAUCUGCUGGGAAGGCUUGUCACCAAUGGUUUCAAGAAGUAUCAGGACCUUAAAUACCUAUACCUUCAAAAUAAUAAUAUAAGCCUCGUGUCAGGACAUGCAUUCAGAGGACUCUACAAUCUGACAAAGCUAUAUCUGAGUCACAACAGGAUAACCUUUUUGAAACCCCGUGUCUUCAAAGAUCUACAUAAACUUGAAUGGCUCAUAAUUGAAAACAGCACAAUAACAUGUAUCUCUCCACUCACCUUUUAUGGGCUCAACUCACUUAUUCUCCUAGAUUUGUUGAAUAAUUUUGUUUCCCGGUUGCCUUAUAAACAUCUUUGUCAAUAUAUGCCAAGGCUAAACUGGCUGGACUUUGAGGGCAACCAUAUCCACAAUUUAAGAAAUGACACUUUCAUCUCCUGUAGCAGUUUAACUGUCCUCAUUUUGAGGAGAAAUGAAAUCAGCUCACUAAAUGAAAACAGCUUCUCUCAUCUUCAGAGAUUAGCUGAACUAGAUUUGGCUAACAACAAAAUUGAAUCACUUCCUCCACAUCUGUUUAAGGAUCUAAAAGAACUCUCACAACUGAAUCUUUCAUACAAUCCAAUCCAGAAAAUACAAAGAGAGGAGUUUGAUGAUGUUAUAAAACUUAACUCACUAAGCCUAGAAGGCAUAGAAAUUAAAAAUAUCCAAAGAAGAAUGUUCAGACCACUUAGAGAUCUUUCCCAUAUAUAUUUUAAGAAAUUUCAGUAUUGUGGCUAUGCCCCUCAUGUGCGCAGCUGUAAACCGAACACUGAUGGAAUUUCAUCCUUUGACAACUUGUUAGCCAGCAUUAUCCAGAGAGUAUUUGUCUGGGUUGUGUCUUCUGUCACUUGCUUUGGAAACAUAUUUGUCAUCUGCAUGAGGCCUUACAUUCGAUCAGAGAACAAACUCCAUGCCCUGUCAAUCAUGUCCCUCUGCUGUGCAGAUUGCCUCAUGGGGGUAUACUUAUUUGUGAUUGGAGCCUUUGACUUGAAAUAUCGUGGGGAGUACAAUAAGCACGCUCAGUUAUGGAUGGACAGUAUCCAUUGCCAACUGGUGGGAUCUUUGGCCAUUUUAUCCACAGAAGUAUCAGUGUUAUUACUAACCUACCUGACUUUGGAAAAAUACAUCUGCAUAGUUUACCCCUUUAGAUUCUUGAAGCCAGGAAAAUACAGGUCAAUUUCCAUUUUGGUUCUCAUCUGGAUUAUAGGGUUCAUAGUUGCUUUUAUUCCACUGAGCAAUAAGGAUUUUUUCCAAAACUACUAUGGUACUAAUGGGGUCUGUUUCCCUCUUCACUCUGAACUGUCCGAAAGUACUGGAGGCCAGGUUUAUUCUGUCAUAAUUUUUCUAGGUGUCAACUUGGUAGCAUUUAUCAUCAUUGUGUUCUCCUAUGGAAGUAUGUUUUAUAGUGUUCAUCAAACAGCCAUUUCUGCAAUGGAAAUCCGGAAUCAUGUGAAGAAAGAGAUGACUCUUGCCAAGCGGUUUUUCUUCAUUGUAUUUACGGAUGCACUAUGCUGGAUACCCAUAUUUAUACUAAAAUUGCUUUCCUUACUUCAAGUGGAAAUUCCAGGUUCUAUAACUUCCUGGGUUGUGAUUUUUAUCUUACCAAUAAAUAGCGCCUUGAACCCUCUUCUCUAUACACUAACAACUAGGCCUUUCAAAGAAAUGAUUCAUCAAACUUGGCAAAAUUACAAGCAAGGAAGAUCCUCAGGAAGCAGAAGCAGUCAGAAUAUGUAUGGCCCAUCAUUCAUCUGGGUAGAGAUGUGGCCUGUAGACGAUACCUCAUCAGAGUUGACAAAAACUGCCCAUUCCACAAAUUCCUCUAAAGGAUUAAUAACUACACACUCAGCAAAGCUAAAUGUAUAUACAUGA
This is a messenger RNA of Elgaria multicarinata webbii, 2286 nucleotides long. RefSeq names its product relaxin family peptide receptor 1 (gene RXFP1). Gene Ontology annotation, biological process: activation of adenylate cyclase activity; hormone-mediated signaling pathway; adenylate cyclase-activating G protein-coupled receptor signaling pathway. The record is from RefSeq and is a predicted model, not a curated record. The transcript has 18 exons. Gene Ontology annotation, cellular component: plasma membrane. Gene Ontology annotation, molecular function: protein binding; G protein-coupled peptide receptor activity. NCBI's taxonomy places the organism in Eukaryota, Metazoa, Chordata, Lepidosauria, Squamata, Anguidae. The coding region runs from base 1 to 2286 and encodes 761 amino acids.